CCCGGCGCGGCGAGGAGCCGCGGGCGGCGGCGGGAGGGCGGUCUGCGGGGCGGGCGGUGCGCGGCGGCCGGCAGCGCUGCGCCCCGAUAGGCGGCGGCGGGCCAUGUUGGUGCUGCCGCCGCCGCCGCUGCCGCUGCUGCUGCUGGCGCGGAGCCGCUGAAGCCCGGCGGAGGGGCUCGCCGGCUCUCGCACGCAGCGGCGGAGCGCGUCGCGUCGAGCGGAGCGAGCAGGGAGGAGGAGGAGGAGGAGGAGGAGGAGGAAGGGGAGGGGGGAUCUUCUCGGCGAGGAUGCCCGGAGCGGCUGCAGGGACGGCGGCGACAGGAGCAGGCUCGUCAGGAGCGGCAGCAGCGGGGAUGCUCCCGGCUCAGGAGGCGGCCAAGAUCUACCACACCAACUACGUGCGGAACUCGCGGGCCAUCGGCGUGCUCUGGGCCAUCUUCACCAUCUGCUUUGCCAUCGUCAACGUGGUGUGCUUCAUCCAGCCCUACUGGAUCGGGGACGGCGUGGACACCCCGCAGGCGGGCUACUUCGGGCUCUUCCACUACUGCAUCGGCAACGGCUUCAGCCGGGAACUCACCUGCCGGGGCAGCUUCACGGACUUCUCCAGCCUGCCCUCGGGAGCCUUCAAAGCUGCUUCCUUCUUCAUCGGGCUCUCGAUGAUGCUCAUCAUCGCCUGCAUCGUCUGCUUCAUCCUCUUCUUCUUCUGCAACACAGCCACCGUGUACAAGAUCUGUGCCUGGAUGCAGCUGACCUCGGCUGCCUGUCUCGUCCUGGGUUGUAUGAUUUUUCCUGAUGGCUGGGAUUCAGAUGAGGUAAAACGGAUGUGUGGUGAAAAGACAGACAAGUACACGCUGGGGGCUUGUUCAGUCCGCUGGGCAUAUAUCCUGGCGAUUAUUGGAAUCUUGGAUGCCCUGAUCCUCUCAUUUCUGGCAUUUGUGCUUGGCAACAGACAAGACAGCUUGCUAGCAGAGGAGCUCAAGUUGGAAAACAAAGAUGAUGGAAAUGCUUAAAACAAGUUAAGGUAGUGUGACACAGACCAAUUCCUACUAAGCCAAUCCUCACUAGAAUGAGCACAAAACAAAACGAAUAACAGCUUUUGUACAUCAACAUUAAAAUGGGAAGAAGCUUGGGAAAGGGCCUACGACAGAGAAGAACGCUGAUGAGUGCAAAAAUGCCUGAUGGGUAAGCGCUACCUUCUAAACAUAGAUCAGCCAGACGUGGAAGUGAUUUUUCAGAAGAGAAAUGCAAUCAUGGAUUACACACCAGCUCAUUAGAAACUGUUGCUGAAUACAGCAUCCAGAAGACAUGCAUGAAAAGUCAUAUUUGGGGAAUAAAUUAAAAGGGGUGUAGUUGUUGCUAGAUAAACAUAUGUAAUAUAUAUGCAUUGAAGAGGUUUGUAAAUGUCAUUUUUUUUAUUCGGAUGGAAAGCAAAAAGCUUUAAAACCUUUCACAGUAGAGAGGCAGUUAAGUCCAGACUAUUCCUAUCCCAGUAGCCAAGAAGCUGAUAGGACAUCCCUCUUAAAUUAGCAUUUAUAAAUAGACUCUCUGAAUGUUUCCAUCACCUAGUGGAAAAAGCAUAACUUUUACUGCUACAUUUCUGCACUUCAUUUACUUCACUGUAUAAUAAGUUGACUAAAACUGUAAAGCUUCUCAAUUUUUACUGCAUAUGUGUUCCAAUUAAUCUAUGUCUGUAACAAACUUAAGACUGAAAAAUUAUUUCUGACCUAUAUUCUAGUUCUAUGAAGCAUAUAUACUAUAAGGUACAUCUGACUGAAUAUCAUAAUACUAUAAUUUCCCAAGACACAUAGAAUUGUUUGUAUUCGAAGCGACAAAAUAAAAACACAUUCUUUUUUAAUAGGAGAAUGUAAUUUACCCCUUAAAUGUAACAUACAGCUGCUCACUGCAAGGGCAUUUCUAUUCUUUUCCUUGUCCUGCCACAUAACCACUGAGUGAUACUCUCUGGCCCAUGCUAAUGCCAAUCAGGCGAGGUGAUCUAACGAUCCCUUCUGGCCUUAAACUCAAUACAUAAGAGACUACUAAGCAAAUACACAUUGCAAAUAGCUAUGUGAGGGCUGGGUGCGCGGAGCCCCGGGGCACUGAUGGGGCUGGUGCUUCCCUCCGCAGGGGCUCGGCAGGUCACUCCCCAAAGGGCACCCUCAUUUCCAGAAGCCACUGAGCAGUAAAACAGGGGCGGGCACAGGGUAUCAAGAAAGACCUCAUAGCAAAAGGCCUGGAUGCCAAGCGCCAGGCACAGAGCAAUGGAGGGAAGCAGGGACCCCAUCUCCUCUGCUCCUCUCCGGUACCUCCCAGCGUGGCACGUGUCUCCUCCCCCUCAGGACCGAGCAGGAGCACACUGCUCCCAACAUUUCUUCCACCCUCUCCUGCGUGUCGCAGCUGAAUCCAGCCUGGAAUCAACACUGCAACGCUAAUUUCUUCAGAUUUUUUUAAGCCUGUUGCGUCAUUCUUUGGCUUUCAGGGGAAGUGGCUAAAAUAAUAAUUCAUUGCUAAUGCCGAUCCCAAAUAAUACGAUACACUGAAGACAUGAGUAAAACAUGAGUUAAAACUGGUUUUUAACUACUGGCUGCACAACACAAGUUAUUCCAGAAUUUAGUGCAUAAAUCUCAGAAAAUUUAUUUUACUUUUGAACAAAAAAUUAUAUUUAAGCAAACUGUCAAUAAAUAAAUACAGGGAAUUGGGUAACACUUCUAUCUAACUACCAAGGUACCAGUGUGGUGCUGGUUGUCUUAGAGACUGAACGCAGACGUGGAUGUCUGCCAAGUAAAUUUAUAUGUGAAUCUGGGCAGCAUUUUUUUAAAAAACAUGUUGUUUUAAUCCAAAUCUGCUCUUGUAACUGUGUGUAGGACACUCUCUGAUUUCUACAGGACCAGCGUUAGAGCUGGUCAAAAACCCCAUCCAAAUCAAUCAACCACCAUAAACGUAUUCCCAGUACCUGCUACUGACCUGAAGGGGAUGGAAGGUAAAAAUCAAGUAGUUUACACAUGAUGCUACAUAAACUCAUUAAGGUCCCACUUCAGACAGGUUUUUAAAUCUGUGAUUAGUCCAACCAGUGUCAGCUGGAAAAUGCGCAUCCUUAAGGGCUGGAUGCAUUCAGGAGUCCCUGUUAAAUGGUGUCUCGGUGAAGCCCGUCCUCAUUCAUUGCUGUUAUUGACUCACAGCCACAUUCUCACCUCAAAAGCCAUGAAGGGGUUUGCUAUUUGGAUGUGCUAUCGUAUCACCAUCUUCACUUGCUCCUUAGGUUUACCUCUAUCCCACAUUACUGCAGUUAUGGCACUUUGGCUGCGACAGAAAUCACCAAAACAGGGUUUCUCUGUAUUACAUUAUUUUGUUAUGGACUACUAAGUUUUGCAUCAUGGUGACUGUGUAAUGUAAAAGCCCUUUCUAAAUAUACACAAACGUUGCAAAAGAAGUAUCAUCACAAGACCUUGCAACCCUGCCAGGGCAGCUCAGUGAAUAUGUACCAUUUGUACAUAGUCAGAAGGAGAGACAUACCAGGAUGUACAUCACUGAAUGUUGACUCAGUAUGAAUAGUAUGUUUUAUCUUUUUAAAUGUUACCACUUUCCCAUCCCACUCCACUGUAACUUGUCAACUGUAAUUUUUUUUUAAGUCAACAAACUGUAAAGAAAACUGUUGAAAUACCUGAUUUUCUGUAAAAAGUAAUAACAACAAUAAUUUUUGUUACUUUAAAGUAUGCUUGGUAUUAAAGUACCUAAUAAAGUUCAACAAUGAAUUUUGUAGCAUACUAAAAUAAAGUGUGAUAGUGCUUUUCUCCA
Harpia harpyja (harpy eagle) is the source of this 3792-nucleotide messenger RNA. It is a transcript of the gene LHFPL3, whose product is annotated as LHFPL tetraspan subfamily member 3. Bases 288 to 1010 code for a protein of 240 amino acids. Gene Ontology annotation, biological process: sensory perception of sound. The record is from RefSeq and is a predicted model, not a curated record. Lineage: Eukaryota; Metazoa; Chordata; Aves; Accipitriformes; Accipitridae. Gene Ontology annotation, cellular component: plasma membrane. The transcript is spliced from 4 exons.